AUGGUCCAAGUUACAACUAUAAUGGGCGUUCCUGUCCUCUUCUUGGCUCUUAACGCCCUAGCUUUGCCAACAGGCACAAAUAACACGAGUCUCAAUCAGCGAGAUGAUUUAUCUGACUUGAAGCUUAAUUACGAGAGCAAGCAAGCUGAGCAUGGGGAGGAGAAGCGUGAGCCUAGCCUCCAGUUUGCCUUCAAGCGCGACCAGACCGAGCAUGAGGAGGAGAAACGUGAGCCUAGCCUCCAGUUUGCCUUCAAGCGCGACCAGACCGAGCAUGAGGAGGAGAAACGCGAGCCUAGCCUCCAGUUUGCCUUCAAGCGCGACCAGACUGAGCAUGGGGAGGAGAAGCGUGAGCCUAGCCUCCAGUUUGCCUUCAAGCGCGACCAGACUGAGCAUGAGGAGGAGAAGCGUGAGCCUAGCCUCCAGUUUGCCUUCAAGCGCGACCAGACUGAGCAUGAGGAGGAGAAGCGUGAGCCUAGCCUCCAGUUUGCCUUCAAGCGCGACCAGACUGAGCAUGAGGAGGAGAAACGCGAGCCUAGCCUUCACCCUACAUCCUGCACAGACUUCCUACCAAAACAGGCUCUUCUAUAG
Molecule: messenger RNA, 588 nt
Organism: Colletotrichum higginsianum IMI 349063
Lineage: Eukaryota; Fungi; Ascomycota; Sordariomycetes; Glomerellales; Glomerellaceae
Exons: 3
Coding region: 1-588 (195 amino acids)
Source: RefSeq, a predicted model, not a curated record